UCAUGCUGCUGCCAGGUCCAGAGUCUCUCAUGGGUCCCUGUACGGCCUCCCAUUGCUGCUGUCUCCAUCGCCACACUCUGCCAUGUGCCACUUUCAGGUCUCCUCACACUGCUGGUGGGUUCCAUUUUGUCAUAGGGUGCUGGCAGAUUACGGGCCUCCCAUUGCUGCUGCCAGGCCCGUAAUCUGCCAUGGGCCCCCGUACCGCCUCCUCAUGCUGCUGCCAGGCCCGUAAUCUGCCAUGGGCCCCCGUACCGCCUCCUCAUGCUGCUGCCAGGCCCGUAAUCUGCCAUGGGCCCCCGUACCGCCUCCUCAUGCUGCUGCCAGGUCCAGAGUGUCUCAUGGGUCCCUGUACGGCCUCCCAUUGCUGCUGUCUCCAUCGCCACACUCUGCCAUGUGCCACUUUCAGGUCUCCUCACACUGCUGGUGGGUUCCAUUUUUGUCAUAGGGUGCUGUAUGGCCUCCCAUUGCUGCUGCCUCCACCGCCACACUGUGGCUCCACACUCUGGUUUUGGCCCCGUGACUGCCCAAAUGAGUGAAGUGUGCGGUGAUUCUAAGAUCGACGGCACUCAUCUGCAUGUCAUACUGACUGACAGUAUUAUUUCUCUUCCCCAGCAGACUCCAAGGCAUUUAAAUUAAAGGUACAGUGUUCUGCACUAAUAUAA
Staurois parvus is the source of this 662-nucleotide messenger RNA. NCBI's taxonomy places the organism in Eukaryota, Metazoa, Chordata, Amphibia, Anura, Ranidae. The record is from the annotation of a GenBank genome assembly.